AUGUUUGUUGCGGCAACGGUGACAGAAUCUGGGCAAAAACAAAUAAAAUCAAGCCUAUUGAUGAAAGACUGUCAUAUAGCUGGUGCAAGUCCGGCAAAAGACAACAUUGUGCUAAUUGUAAGGAAGCGUCCAAGUCCGAAUGCUAAAGGAAAUAUAGCAAGCCCACCAUAUGACUUCAUUUUUCAACGUGCCAUCUCAGACCUUAACAAUCAACUGGAUAGUUAUCCACUCACAGUUAUUUAUUGCAAGUCCAUGCAGUGGAUAGGAUAUGGAUACGAAAUGGCUCGACAACUUCUUGGAGACAACUUCUAUGCAGGUGAAAAAACUCCACAGAAUGCAAGAGUGGUGAUGUUUCAUUCAUCUAUGGAGAAGGGAUCUAUAAUAUUAAAAUUAAAUCUGAAAAAAUCGAUUCACUCAAGUUUGCAAAAACCAGAAGAAGAUUGUUCAAUCAGGCUCAUUAUUUCUUCAGUGGCACUAGGAAUAGGAGCAGACUUAACACAUGUCAAACGUGUUAUACAUGCAGGCCCACCGACUACUAUGGAAACCUAUGUGCAGGAGAUUGGAAGAUCUGGGAGGGCCGGCACUUCUGCUCAAGCAAUCCUCUAUUAUAAUAAUACUGAUUUAGCUGUUCAACAAAUGCGAAAGGAAAUGAAGGACUACUGCCAGGGUGAUACAUGUCAUAGAGAGCUAAUCAAUGAGUACUUUGGAUUCAAGACAAUCAAUAAACCAACCGAGUGCUGCAGCAAGUGUCAACCUGAGCUGGGUCUGGAAUGGGACUUCGAUAAUCUAUCAAUCUAAUAAGGUCACUCAGAAGGAAGCUAGAUGAGGGGAUUUGCCGAAGGUCAUGCUGGGGUUGUUCAUGUUAAAGAUCUGGAAAUGAUACAUUCUGCAGAAUUGCUGCUGAUCCAAACCAGUGCUGCAUGUGGCCCACUUUUCUAAUACUCUUUCUUGCCUGAUCUACACCCAUAUGAAAGUUGACAUUGUCACCAAGGAUGCGAAACUUUUUGCCAUCUUUGAUGGCAUUGAUGAGUUCCUCGUUAAAACUGCCUGAAAUGGCUGACAUUGCCCCUAGCAUGCCCUGAUGACUUAAUGAAACACCAAUGGGUUGAAGUCGAUCAUAUAGACCUGAAAAGAGUAAAAUUUCCAUUCUUGAAUACAAAAUAUGUUGUAACAAUAGAGGUUAAUAUGCUGUUUUCAGAAGAUUUUGAGUUUUAUUAUAUAAAAGCUAUUGAUA
Messenger RNA from Mya arenaria, 1234 nucleotides. RefSeq names its product bifunctional 3'-5' exonuclease/ATP-dependent helicase WRN-like. The transcript has 5 exons. Gene Ontology annotation, molecular function: 3'-5' DNA helicase activity; four-way junction helicase activity. Gene Ontology annotation, biological process: telomere maintenance; double-strand break repair via homologous recombination. Gene Ontology annotation, cellular component: nucleus; chromosome; cytoplasm. The coding region runs from base 1 to 798 and encodes 265 amino acids. The record is from RefSeq and is a predicted model, not a curated record. NCBI's taxonomy places the organism in Eukaryota, Metazoa, Mollusca, Bivalvia, Myida, Myidae.